Messenger RNA from Mesorhabditis belari, 702 nucleotides. The record is from the annotation of a GenBank genome assembly. Lineage: Eukaryota; Metazoa; Nematoda; Chromadorea; Rhabditida; Rhabditidae.
AUGAACAGCUACGGAAAGAAGCUGAAGCAGAGGCCGAGCGUGAACGGACUGGCAUGGGAAGAACAAGAAGGAAAAUCACGAGAAGCCGAAGCUGGAAGUAGAUCGAUUGCGCAAAAGAGCGAGAGAACAACACAGACAGCUUCUGCGAACAUCGACCUCCCAUUCUACCUGCUUUGGCUGACACGAAAGCCACCAGUCUACGAGAAGCAAUUCACUUGGUUUAAAAAGAAUGAACUUCCUCGUGGCACCGGACUUGAUCCAAAAACGGGAUUGCCGGCGCCUUGGAAUCUCAUUUCAAGAGAUGCUUCAGAGCAAUUACUUGUGGGGAAACCAACCGGCUCAUUUCUUGUUCGAGUUUCCGAGCGCAUUUGGGGAUACACUGUGUCGUAUGUUGUUGGAAAUGAAUGUUUAUCCGAUACAAAAUAUGAGUUAACGGAGCGACAGGCUUGUCUUCAAAAGCAACUUACGUCAUUUCUCAGGGUUAUCUUUGAGAGCAAGCUGUGGCAACAAAACAAUGUGGUUAAGACUCAUGAUAGAUAUGCCCAAAGUCAUUAUUUCACUUUUGGUACAAAUCAAUCACAGGAGUUUCUUGAUGUUUUACAAUGGAAACAUCUUCGACCAUUAAUUUCUUCGAUGCUUUACAUUUUGGAUCAAGGAGAAUUGAAUCGAGAUUUGUUAUUGGAAGCACUGGAAAUGUGUUGU